Molecule: messenger RNA, 4623 nt
Organism: Anthonomus grandis grandis
Lineage: Eukaryota; Metazoa; Arthropoda; Insecta; Coleoptera; Curculionidae
Gene: Sarm
Product: NAD(+) hydrolase sarm1
Exons: 11
Coding region: 201-3380 (1059 amino acids)
Biological process (GO): response to axon injury; negative regulation of MyD88-independent toll-like receptor signaling pathway; signal transduction
Cellular component (GO): dendrite
Molecular function (GO): protein binding; signaling adaptor activity; NAD+ nucleosidase activity
Source: RefSeq, a predicted model, not a curated record
AAGCUGCGCUUUCGAGCUUUUUAUAUCGAACCGUUUAUCGAACGAAUAAGUCUUCUUCUCUCUCCUCGAGAAUUUUCGGAUUAUUUUUGGAUAUUUUGCGUUAUUCGAUACAGGGACGUCGCGACUUUUUUUCUCAUAUUAUGUGAUGUGAUUUAGUGAUUCUGAGGUGGUUCGGUUUUUUUUCCUUUAAAUGUACAUUAAUGAUGGUGGUGAACAAAUACACGAUGCCAGCCCAACCGAAUCUCAGUAUGAGAAGGAUGUUUCUCAACAGAAAGAUGGCGACCGAUUUUCCGAGUGACCACAAUUCAAGUGGAAACGAUCCGAAUAUGCUGACGAUAAAAACGACGAUUCCGCGGAGUACCGUGACCACGACCUCUCAGUUGCAAACUAACCAACAAACGAGCUCGACGACCACACGAGUAAAAUCCUCCAGCUCCUCCACAACCACCUCGACUCAAAGACUACAUUUGUCCUCGUCCUCCGAUUUAAAGGCCUCCAACGUAAAAUCCAACUUGGACGACUUCAAGAAUAACCUUAACGAUAUGAAGAGCAGUCUGUCCAAUUCCGUUUUGGACAUGAAGACCGUUGGUUUAUUAAGGAAUUCCCUUGAAAACUUGGUCGAUAACGAUGUCGAUGAGAACGAUCAGCAACCCCUAGUAACUUUUCCGGACGACAGUCGAGCACCUUCUGAAGUUGGUUCACCUCAGCCAAAUAAUGCCGUUGAAAGUUUGAAGUUCGAACAGAAAACCAUGAAUAAUUUUAAGAAAACUAAGGUGAUAAAGGACGGACUCACAGCUGAAAAGGAAAGUGCAAAAGUGGCAGAAUCAAAAAAACUCCAAACGGGCGAUCUCACUUACGAGGAAAGUAAAGCGGCUGCGGCAACGAAAGCCCGCAUGGAAAUCGAUGGGAUUUCGGCAGAAAAAAGUCAAAUUAAAGCCAAAGAAGCGCGUAGUCUAAAAGCAGGAGACUUAAGCCAACAGGAAACGAAAAACCUGGCGCACACCAACAUGAAGCUGACCAGCGACGGCUUUAGCAGCGAACAAUCGGCGACAGAAUCUCAGCAACAAUGUCAACGUAUUACCAGUAGAAGCAUCUACAAUCAAGAGCAAAGCAGUAGAUCCACAAGUCAUGCCACGUACUCCACUUCUGGCAAGGGGUUGCCUAGUAUUGCCAAGGAUUUUGUUGGGAUCAUAAGGGAUAAAACCCACGAAGAAGAAAUCUUAGCGACAACCUUCGACGAUCUCGAACAACUGUCCGCCAGCUCAGAUUACAUUGACGUAGAAAAAGCGAUUAACAAAUACACCGCUUACCUAGAUGCCUCGAUCAAAUACAUUCAAAGACCCGAUCACAUAAAUAAAGCACCUCAGAUCCUCAAUAAAAUCAAUGACGUCAUACGUAAAGCUUGGGCCGUACCGACCCACGGACACGAAUUAGGUUACAGCCUAUGUAACGCUUUAAGGAAGUGCGGAGGACUAUCGAUACUAAUGAACAACUGCACUCAAAACGAAGAGUUACAGUUCAGUAGUGCGAAACUAUUAGAGCAAUGCCUUACCACAGAAAAUAGAGCUCACGUGGUCGAGCAUGGAUUGGAUAAAGUCGUUAAAGUGGCAUGCGUUUGCACUAAACACACCAACUCCGUGGAACAUUCUCGCGUGGGCACAGGCAUAUUGGAGCAUUUGUUCAAACAUAGUGAGGAGACCUGUAGUGACGUAGUGAGACUGGGAGGCCUGGACGCCUUACUGUUCGAAUGUCGAAAAAGUGACGUGGAAACGUUGCGGCAUUGUGCCGGGGCCCUGGCUAAUCUCAGUUUGUACGGUGGAGCGGAAAACCAGGAAGCGAUGAUCAAACGCAAAGUCCCGAUGUGGUUGUUCCCGCUGGCCUUCCACAACGACGACAACAUUAAGUACUACGCCUGUUUGGCGAUCACGGUGCUGGUGGCCAACGCCGAGAUCGAAGCGGACGUGAUCCAAUCGGGAACCCUGGACCUGGUCGAACCUUUCGUCACCAGUCACAACCCCUCGGAAUUCGCAAAAUCGAAUCUGGCCCACGCUCACGGCCAAAGCAAGACUUGGCUAAAGCAUUUGGUGCCCGUAUUGAGUUCGAAACGAGAGGAGGCGAGGAACCUGGCCGCGUUCCAUUUCUGUAUGGAGGCAGGGAUCAAGAAACAGCAGGGAAACACGAACAUCUUCAGCGAAAUCGGUGCGGUGGAGGCCUUGAAGAAAGUGGCCAGUUGUCCGAACGCGGUCGCUUCGAAAUAUGCCGCGCAAGCGUUACGGUUAAUCGGUGAGGAGGUUCCACAUAAGUUGAGUCAGCAGGUUCCUCUGUGGUCCGUGGAGGACGUCGAGGAGUGGGUGAAACAGAUCGGGUUCUCUGAGGUGGCGCCUAGUUUUGCCGAGAGCAGAGUGGACGGGGAUCUGCUGUUGCAACUGACCGAUGAGAAUUUAAGGGACGAUAUUGGAUUGGUUAACGGAAUUAAGAGGAAGAGGUUUACACGUGAACUUCAAAAACUAAAACAAAUCACCGACUACACGUCGCGGGACUCGGCAAACAUAAACAACUUCCUCCAAUCUCUAGGUCCCGAAUUUUGCACUUACACCUACAGUCUCUUGAACGCCGGCGUUGAAACUAAAGAUGGUUUAAGGAACAUUUCCGAGGAUCAGUUGAUGAACGAGUGCAACAUAACCAACUCCAUCCACCGGUUCAGAAUUAUCGAGGGGAUCAGACAGUUGGAGAGCAGGAUCAGCAGCGAACUGAACGACGAGAGUCCCGAUAAAUCCCUGGACGUGUUCGUCAGCUAUCGAAGAUCAAACGGUUCGCAGCUGGCGAGUCUUCUGAAGGUUCAUUUGCAACUACGCGGUUUCAGUGUGUUUAUCGAUGUGGAGAGGUUGGAAGCGGGCAAAUUCGAUAAUAAUUUGUUGCAGAGCAUACAUAAGGCGAAACACUUUUUGCUAGUGUUGACCCCGAACGCUUUGGAGAGGUGCAAGAAGGAUGACGAGAAAAAAGACUGGGUGCAUAGAGAAAUUGUUGCCGCCUUAUCGGCUAAUUGCAACAUAAUCCCGAUCGUCGACAAUUUCCAAUUUCCUGAGCCGGACGAGUUGCCUGAAGAUAUGCGACAGGUUUGCCAUUUUAACGCUGUAAGAUGGAUACACGACUACCAGGAUGCCUGCGUGGAUAAACUGGAAAGAUUCAUGCGGGGCGAACUGAAUUCGCGUAGCAACGAGGGUAGUCUUAUCCGAGCGGGAUUGGGGAAGGGUGACAUCACCCCCGGGACUCCCUCGAACCCGAGCUUGGUCAGACAGCCUCCCAGUUAUCAGAGGAUGCACAGCAACGAUUCCGGAAGUGGUAAAGGGGGAUCGGACAAGGACACCAGUCGGGAUUGACUAGAUGGUCCCCAUGCCUCGGUACACGCACCUCCGACUCCCUUGCCCAGUUCCUAAUUGCAGGUACUUUAAGGCAACGAGUCCGACCCGGACCUGGCUAAUGAGCCCUAAAUCAAGCGGAGCCCUACCGGCCGGAUACCCCUUGUCAUUUUAUCAGCGCAGAGGCUCGACCAAUCCGAUUUCGUCUUUGGCGUUGAGCAACAGUGUGCCCCAACGCGUCCCCCCGCCCAACAGAUCUCGUAGCUUAGACGGCUUAUUGGACUCGGAUCAGCAACAACAGCCGAAAGUAGCCGAGGAGGUGAGCAACAAUCCGUCCGAAGCAGUCGACGAAAACUGCAACAAUGAUAAUUUAAGUAAAAGUAAAGCGCACAGCGUGGACGAUUUCUUGGACAGUUGCGACCUGGACAAGAGUUCGCUUAACAGUAAUAAUAGUGACGCGAAGAGGAAAAAGAAUUUUAUGGACCGGUGUGUUAAUAAAAUGCGAUCUUUUAUUAAGAAAUAACUUUAGCAAGUUGGUUUUCACAGUCAAAAGAAAUUGAGCCGCUUCAGGAUUCGAACUCUUUUUCAACAGUAUUUGCUUGAAAGUGCGUCAGAGCGUAAACCCAUGCGGACUCUGUCUCUAUUCGAACCUUGUUGCAGCCACCAUUUUUAUAUCGCUUUCUCUUUUUUGGGCUAUUUGUAAAAAAAAAAUACCAACUUGCAUAAUGAAUUGUUACAGUGAUAUUUAUUAAUUAAUUUUUCGUUGGCAACUAAAUUACUUAGUACAAAAAUUACUAUGUGUGCUUUUUAUACGAGCCUUAAAACUAUUAUAAUUGUUGUGCCUAAAAUGUAUACUUGUAGACAAAGUAUUUUCAUGAAUACUUUAUUUUUGAAAUUAUUAUUGAAUGUGUUUUAACAUAGAAUUUUAUAGAUUUUAAGGUUGAAAGUUUACCAAAGCUUGCUUUUCUGUUUUAGCAAGGGAAGUUUGUAUGGUAUUUUUUUUGUGUUGUCUCUUUUAUUAUAUUAUACCUACUGAUAUUUGUCAGGAUUAAUUUUAUACCGUUUUAUUUAGAUCCGUACUAAAGAGUAUUUUUAAAUUAAAAAAGUUAUUUUUUUGCAUCUUAUUGGGUUACUUUUGUUGUAAUCGUUUUUUGAUGCCGCGCUCUUAUAUAUUUUUAACACUAUUCAUUAUAUAUAUUUAAGUAAAUAGAAAUAAACCGUUUUUUCUAUUUUAUGUUAUAUUUAAAAAUAUAUUUUAUUAAAA